AUGUACCGAAACCCCCACCUUGGAGAAAGGUUAUCUUGGAAGUCCAAAGUAAUCUCAAUCUCACCUGUAUACGAAGUAUAUCAUCUGCUGUGGAAGUAUCCAUCUCCUAGCUAUUGUCAUACCCAGAGGCUACGAAGUCCACCGAAAAUCACCAUCGGUUCGUCCAUCAAUCAGGUCACAAACAUUCGACAAAUCCUCAUGGGCAAACGAAUCAUUGUCACCGGGGGCUCCGGUAAAGCCGGAAGACACAUAAUCGAGUUCCUCCUUGCCCAAGGCCACGAAAUCUUGAACCUAGACCUUGCGCCGCUCCCCGCUCCCCUCAACCAACAAGUCCACACUCUCAAAACCAACCUAACAGAUGGAGCCCAGGUCUACAGCGCCAUCCACUCCCAUUUUAAACUCACAGAGCCUUUCGCGGCCUCAGAACCACUCCCGGACGCGGUCAUCCAUCUCGCUGGACUUGCGCGGAACAUGCUUGUGCCGGACAAUGAAACCUUUCGCGUGAAUACCACGUCCACAUAUAACGUCGUCGAAGCAUCCUGCCGUUCUGGAAUCAAGAAAAUCAUCCUCGCAUCGUCAGUCUGCGUGUAUGGAGUGACUUAUGCAGACGGGGAUAUCAACUUCCCUUCAUUCCCGGUGGAUGAAGAGAUUGACGUGAAUCCGAUGGACGUCUAUGCUCUUUCCAAAGUCUGCGGCGAGAAGACGGGGAGGUCCUUUGCGAGGCGGUUCGGUGUAGACGUCUAUGCGCUCCGUAUAGGAGCAAUCAUCGCGCCGGAGGAAUACCAGACGGCAUUUUCCUCGUACGUGCAGGAUCCUGCAAGGUGGAAGGUCCAUGGCUGGUCGUACACGGACGCGAGAGAUCUGGGAAAGAUGUGCGAUCUCUGUGUUGCGAAGGAUGGACUCGGCUUUCAGGUGUUCAAUGCGACAAACGAUAGGAUUACGAACUUGUCACCCACGGUUGCGUUCCUGCGGGAGGUACAUCCAGAGGGAGAGGUCGAAUUUACCAGGGAGAUGGAUGAGUUCGAGGCACCGCUAUCAAACCGAAAGAUAAAAGAACUGCUUGGUUUCGUGGAGGAUCAUCCUUGGCAAAAGUACUACACCGCAAGCAAAGACUAG
Molecule: messenger RNA, 1116 nt
Organism: Aspergillus calidoustus
Lineage: Eukaryota; Fungi; Ascomycota; Eurotiomycetes; Eurotiales; Aspergillaceae
Source: the annotation of a GenBank genome assembly